Labrus mixtus (cuckoo wrasse) is the source of this 1111-nucleotide messenger RNA. It is a transcript of the gene tnnt2a, whose product is annotated as troponin T type 2a (cardiac). Gene Ontology annotation, cellular component: troponin complex. Gene Ontology annotation, molecular function: troponin I binding; tropomyosin binding; troponin C binding. The transcript is spliced from 11 exons. The coding region runs from base 115 to 936 and encodes 273 amino acids. The record is from RefSeq and is a predicted model, not a curated record. Lineage: Eukaryota; Metazoa; Chordata; Actinopteri; Labriformes; Labridae. Gene Ontology annotation, biological process: sarcomere organization; cardiac muscle contraction; regulation of muscle contraction.
UUUUUUUAUCUUGUUCCUCUCGCCAUGAACUUUUGAAAAAUAACAGAAUACUGACGAGAACGACUUGAUCUCUCGAACAAGGCAGUGAGUCAACAUCACACACUGAAUGUCAAGAUGUGUCACAGAUAUGUCACUUUCAUUGUUUGUCUUUCUUUGCCAGAGGACACACAGGAAGAGGAAAAAACAGCUGCAGAGGAGGAGGCGAACGAAGAACAUGAUGGCGAAGGGGAAGGGGAAGGGGAAGAGGAGGCCGGGGAAGGAGAAGAGGAGGAGGCCAAACCAAAAUUUAAGCCAUUUAUCAUGCCCAACCUCAUCCCUCCUAAGAUCCCAGAUGGAGAGAAGGUGGAUUUUGAUGAUAUACAUCGUAAAAGGAUGGAGAAGGACCUGAUGGAGCUUCAGACUUUGAUCGAGGUUCACUUUGAGAGCAGAAAGAAGGAAGAGGACGACCUUGUUAAUCUCACAAACAGGAUUGAGAAGCGUCGGUCUGAGCGCGCGGAGCAGCAAAGAAUCCGCAGUGAGAGAGAUAAAGAACGACAGAAGCGUCUUGAGGAUGAGAGAACUCGUAAGGAGGAGGAAGAGGCCAAGAAGAGGGCCGAUGAUGAUGCUAAGAAGAAGAAGACCCUCACCAGUCUCCACUUCGGAGGCUACAUGCAGAAGCUGACGGAAAAACGAAGCGGUAAGAGGCAGACUGAGAGAGAGAAGAAGAAGAAGAUCCUGAGUGAUAGACGCAAAUCUCUGGACAUAAACAACAUGAGCCAGGACAAACUCAAGGAGAAAGCUAAAGAGCUGUGGGAGUGGAUGUACGAGCUGGAGGCAGAAAAGUUUGAACUGCAGUAUGAAUUUGGGAGACAGAAAUAUGAGAUUAAUGUGCUGAGGAAUCGUGUCAGUGAUCAUCAGAAAACAUCCAAGCGGACCAAGAGAGGUCUGAGGAAAUAGAUGCCGACAUGCUGAAUGAGAAGUGAAGCCAUCAGCCCAGCCCUGCAGUUAAUACUUUAAUGCAAGCCUUUGAUUUCCUACCACACCUCAAUCUCACCUCAUCAUCAAAUCCUUUUGUUUCGCCCAACUCAAUGCUUCAGUUUACUUUAGUGUCAAUAAAACUGUCUUUAUUCAA